ACAGUGCACUGAAUAGGUCAUGAAUCUAUAGUGCUCCUGUAAGAGUGUGAGAGUGUAAGUGUGGCGUUUAGAAGUCAUUAUUUCGUGAUGUUUGUUUGUUUGUUUUUUAACCACUGACAUCUCACACGUGCAUUCGUCUUUGUAAUGAGAGAUUUUUUUCGCAGCCUCCCGGUUAUGUUCCAAUAUCCCUGUGUAGGUAUUCACCUGUUCACCUGUUCACCUGCUCAAACUGACUCACCUGAGGAGCCGCUGUUUUUCGUCUUUUCUUAGGCAGCUAUCACACCAGUGCCCGAGCAUCACAGCCUUUGACCACAUUUUCCUUGUCUUUUGCGCGUCUGAGCGCAGAUCCCACUUUAAUUACAGCACCUUUACUCACCUGCAUAGUCGCCUAGAUCUUUUAAUCUUGCCAUGUUGAUCCACAGCUGCGGUCAGCCGGGGCUACUCGGCGUUUUCUACACGCCAGAGAGCGUGGCGGCAUGUUAAGUGCUGACCUGUAUAAGGUAGUUUCACCUGUCUGAAAGUUGAUGGACUCGCUGUGUUUCCCCUCUCGUCCGUUCAGGUAGGUGUCGCUUAUCAGGGCAGUCGCCUGUCUGCGUCUAUGUAGGUAAACUGUGGCGGUGAAAUACCGCCCCCUACUGGUUCAUGUGCUCACUGCGACGAGCACUCGAGCGUGAUCCUCACUUCCCACGAAACAGAUGUAGCAGGUGAUCUCCCGUCGCUCGGCGAAGAGGCGUUUUGAUUUUUUCAUCAGAUUUAUUUGACGUAACCAAAAAUUCGCGUAGUUUUUAUCUUUAUCUUUGUAAAGAGCCGCGACUCAAGCCUCCAGCUGAAGUACUGACAUGCUGCUGUGCAGAAAGAAGGCUUUUACAGGACAUGGGGAGUAAGCACACCACCUUCAGAGAUGACCAGCUCGACGAGUAUCAGGACUGCACCUUCUUCACAAGUAAAGAAAUCCUGCGGUUACAUGGGCGCUUCCGUGACUUGGCUCCCAACAUUGUUCCAAUGGACUAUACAAAUAACCCUGAUAUUACUCUCCCCUCCUCCGUCAUUACCGCCAUGCCGGAACUUAAGGAAAACCCAUUCCGCCACAGCAUAGUUGAGGCCUUUUCUGAGGAUGGCAAGGGCAACCUGAGUUUCAAUGACUUUGUGGACAUGUUCUCAGUCUUGAGUGAAAUGGCACCACUAGAUCUGAAGAUCAUCUACGCCUUCAAGAUAUACGAUUUUAACAGAGAUGGGUUCCUCUGUGAAAAGGACGUAGAGGAAACUGUGCACAGGCUGACUGGAGAAGAGCUGAGGCCAGAAGAAAGGAGGCUUGUCUCUCAGAGAGUGAUGGAGGAAGCAGACCUAGAUGGUGAUUGGAAGCUCUCCCUCAUUGACUUUGAGAACAUGAUCUCCAAGGCACCAGAUUUCAUUAGCACCUUCCAUGUACGCAUCUGAAAGGGUGGAAGAUGACCUUGGAAUGGAGGUGAAAGAGGAUGGAUGGCUGACUCAGUGGGUUGUGCCUCUCCUGUGCUGCUGUUCUAUGUGACUAUAUUUUGAUGCUGGCCAAAAUGACAAUGUCAGUCCGCUGGUGAAAGGAUCUUUUCAGUCGUUUUAAAGAGCAGAAAAGGACUGAGUGCACAGGAAGUCUUGCCCGCAGUGGAGUCUUUCUCAAAUGGAUACUACGUGAAAGAAAACUCUUUAUGACCACUUGUCAUGAAGGAAACCUGAACUUGAGGUGGUCAGCUUUCAUGUGGACUUCCCACUGUAAAUGAUUAACAUGAGAUAAACAGAUUCAACAUUCACAUUUCAUGUUUGAAAGCUGAACGACCCUUUGGUAGUUGCUUUUUCAUAAUCUACACUACACAGCUCAGUAAAUACUGUGUGUAUCAAAGAUGUUGUUUCUGAAAAGCCUUUAAUGCAUUUUCAGCCUUUUUCAGGUAAUUUUUGUUGACUUCAGUGCAGCUGGUAGACCGUUUAACCCUGCUUUUAAUAAUGCAAAGCAAAGAUUUAUUGAGAGAUAAUCCUUUGAAUGCAGUUCUUAUAUGUGAGCACAUUAGACUAGUGAAAAGUAACCACAUGAAACAGUGGGAAUCUGGGUUUCCCUUAAAAAAACACUCAACAUAUAUGUACUAAACGUAUAUUGGGUUUACUGUAUUCUAUUUGUGUAUCAUUCUGUAAAUCAAGCUGUGGUCUACUUAAUAAAUAAGGGACAACUGUUAA
Messenger RNA from Pygocentrus nattereri (red-bellied piranha), 2202 nucleotides. Its product is annotated as calcium and integrin-binding family member 2-like. The record is from RefSeq and is a predicted model, not a curated record. Bases 874 to 1437 code for a protein of 187 amino acids. The transcript is spliced from 7 exons. Lineage: Eukaryota; Metazoa; Chordata; Actinopteri; Characiformes; Serrasalmidae. Gene Ontology annotation, molecular function: calcium ion binding.